AGGCAGAAGCAAAGCUGCAAAAGGAGCGAGAUCAGAAGCAAAAGGAGGAAUCUGCCAAAAGAUAUGCAGCUGCAAUGGCAGAGGAGGAGCGUCGGGAACGUGUCUUGGCCGCUGAGCGUCGGCGCCACGAGAUCUUCGAGGCCUUUGUAGCCAAGCAGAGAUCGAAGAAGACGAAGACAGAGGAGAGGCCAAGAAAUGAGCCACAUGGCUUUACUCCGCGAUCAGAAGAGGUCAGAACACAAGAAGGGCCAGGUUUCUUGCUGUCGGAUCGUCACAAAAAAGCUCUGAAGCGUUUGGAGAAACAGCGCGAAGGUGAAGUUCCAAAGGCUGUUGGCUCCUGGUGGGUCAUCGAUUUGGAAGUGGAGAAAUACCUGAAGCGUGAGGCACUUCAAGGAUUUGCUUGAUGCUUUUGAGCUGUCUCACCUGAGAGUGGCCAGAAAAGAAAACAGCCCGGGCAAGUGGCUACUAGAAGCAAGGACGCUACUAGGGGCUCCUGGCCUUACUACUAGGAGCAAGUAGCUACUAGGAACAAGAAAAGCGCUUGCCACUUUGGUGCAAAGAAAUCAGUUUAGAUGGGUUCCUUGAGGAACGCCACCCAAAAGUCCAUUGCAGAGCUCUGCAAAGAUUCCGCCUUUAAGAAGGCUGUUUUGAGCGAUCUCCAGCAAUUGGCUCGAUCUGCCAAGCUUUCCGGCUUUGAAGUGAUCAAGGCUGUCUACCUGGAGCCAACACCUUGGGACCCCGGUGGCGAGGUGCUGACACCAACCUUUAAGCUCCAACGGAACAAGGCCAAGGAGAAAUACCAGGCACAACUGGACCAACUCUAUGCCGAAUUGGAGGCUGGACCACCUUCGAAACUUUGAAAUUCGAGCGCUUCCAAAAUUCUUUUAGUCAGGGAACAGCCGAAAAAUGAACUUUGGCUGACCAAAA
This is a messenger RNA of Durusdinium trenchii, 927 nucleotides long. Lineage: Eukaryota; Dinophyceae; Suessiales; Symbiodiniaceae. The record is from the annotation of a GenBank genome assembly.